Messenger RNA from Bufo bufo (common toad), 779 nucleotides. RefSeq names its product mitochondrial ribosomal protein L22 (gene MRPL22). The record is from RefSeq and is a predicted model, not a curated record. Bases 64 to 678 code for a protein of 204 amino acids. Lineage: Eukaryota; Metazoa; Chordata; Amphibia; Anura; Bufonidae. Gene Ontology annotation, biological process: ribosome assembly; translation. The transcript has 7 exons. Gene Ontology annotation, cellular component: mitochondrial large ribosomal subunit; ribosome. Gene Ontology annotation, molecular function: structural constituent of ribosome.
UCGUAAAGAACCGGCUCCCAUGUGAGCGAUGACAGACUGCCGUAAAGCGAGAGACUCUCCAAGAUGGCGGCGUCCAUAUCUGCGUCUGUAUGGCGGUCACUCUUCCGGACCCAGCGCGGCCUGACAGGACAGUGCUGGCAGCUAUCUCAAAGCAGUUUCCAUACCACCGCCGCCCUGGAGGGACAAAACUGGGAGAGGAAGAACAGAGUCGUCUAUCCCCCUCAACUCCCUGAUGAGCCUCGGCGACCCGCGGAAAUUCACCAUUGCCGCAGGCAGAUAAAGUACAGCAUGGACAAGAUGUGGUAUUUGGCCAAACUGAUCAAGGGGAUGUCUGUAGACCAGGCGAUUGCUCAGAUGGAAUUCAGUGACAAGAAAGGAGCAAAAAUAAUUAAAGAGGUCUUGUUAGAAGCUCAAGAAAUGGCAGUAAGAAUGCACCAUGUGGAAUAUAAAUCUAACCUUUACGUGGCUGACUCCUUUUCCGGUAAAGGCACUUACCUGAAGCGGAUUCGUAUCCAUGGCCGGGGCAGAUUUGGCAUCAUGGAUAAGGUACACUGCCAUUUUUUUGUCAAGUUGGUUGAGGGACCACCACCUCCAAAAGAAGAACCCCUCACUGGAUUCCAGCAAGCAAAGGACUAUGUACAGCAGCUGCGAAACCGCACCAUCAUCCACAGCUUGUGAAGCACCAUGGACUCAGUUUUGGGAGGGAGCUAUAUUUACAUGCCUCUGAAAAUUCAUACGUAAAGAUAAUAUUGUUUGCUUAUUAAAUCAUUUGAAAGUGA